AUGACUUCGGCAGAUAAGGACUUUGCAGAAGACAGCAACUUUUCGCCAAAAGCCAGCACCAGCAAGCUGCCAACAGAUGCAUCUCCUGACUCUAAAUGCCCCAUCUGCUUGGAUAGAUUUGACAAUGUUGCGUAUCUGGAUCGCUGCUUGCAUAGGUUCUGUUUCUGUUGUGUCCAGGAGUGGUCAAAAAACAAAGCAGAAUGCCCCCUCUGCAAGCAACCCUUUUCUUCCAUUUUCCAUACAAUUCGUGCUGAAGAUGACUUUAAGGAGUACAUACUCAACCCUUCAGAAAAUAGGUCUUUUGCCAGCCCCGAUGGCCAGAGGUUUCGUUACCGUACCACCUUAACAAGGACACGCCGUGCUGGCAAUUCCCCUUCCCGAAGGACGCUGUCCCCUCCGGAUAAUGGGAUAUUGUUUGAAGGGUUGUCGAGUGAACCGGUGCAGCAGAGAGAUGGAGAGAUUCAGCAGAUGAUAAGGAGGCUGGCCUCAAGGAGGCAGGCUAGUGCAGAGGGCAGAUCUCUGCGGCAGAUUCAGGAGGAGGACAUGAUCAACUUCCGCAGAGCUCUGUACCGUACCGGUGUGCGUAUUCGCAGUAUUCAGGAUGGUGGCCGCUAUCGAGACAUUUCAGCAGAGUUUUUCCGCCGCAACCCUGCUUGCCUCCACAGGUUGGUUCCUUGGUUGAAGCGAGAACUUACAGUCUUGUUUGGUGCCCACGGGUCUUUGGUUAAUAUCGUACAGCACAUUAUCAUGAGUAAUGUGACGAGGUAUGAUCUGGAAAGUGAAGCCUUUGCUGAAGAUUUAAAGCCAUUUUUGCUGAAUCGGACUGAACACUUCUUACAUGAAUUCAUCAGUUUUGCCCGUUGUCCUUUUAACUUAGAAGCGUACGAUCAACAUGCCAAUUAUGACUGCCCUGCACCAUCAUAUGAUGAAGGAAGCCACUCAGACUUGUCAAUUAUUACAAUAUCUCCAGAUACGGCAUAUUCUCAAGGACCAGAUAACAGUUUGUCUGUGACUGGUCUUGGUCAGGCCCCCUGGGAUGAUGAAACUCCGGGGCCUUCCUAUUCCAUUUCAGAAGAUGUUCGUACAACCAUAGCUUCUCCUCUAGAGACGUCAGGAAGUUCUGAUGAGGACUCUGCUACGAAGAGUCGAAGAACCAAACUGCAAACUCAGUUACAGGCUAAUGCUGACUCAAACAACAGUGACUCUUCCUCGGACAAUUGUGUUAUUGUUGGGUACGUUAAACCGUUAGCUGAGAGGACACCAGAAGUGGUUGAGCUGUCCUCGGACUCUGAGGAGUCCAUCAGGGAAGAGAAAAGGGAAGACGUGAAGAAACAGCAGCCAAUCCAGUGUUGCAGCUGGAGUGAUAGUGAACCAAGCAGGAGUUUCUCACCACGUUCCCCCACGUAUAAGGAGGAUGUAGGUAGUUCUAGAAGUUGCUUAUCUCCUGCAGGUGAGAAGACAGAGUCAAAAGACAAUGAAAAGACCAAAUAUAAGGUAGAAGAUCUGAAUCUACAGGACUUGAGCUGGAGCCCCUCUCUGGAGAGUGACACAGUAAGCUCCCCUUGGAAUCACAGAUUGUCUAGAAAGCGAAAGUCCAGAAGCCCACAGUCGCGUUCACGGAAAAGUCGAAGUAGUCAUGGCCAUCAGUCUAGGAGGGAGCAUCGUAGAAGAAGCCAACUGAAAAGGAGGCGUUCGAGAAGCAGAGAUAGCAGCAAACACAGGAGCAAAAGAAGCAGCAGAAGGUCGAGGAUUCAUGACACCAAAGUCUCUCUGAAAAGCCAGAGAGGCUCUCUAAGUCGUGACAGCACUCCAUCCAGAGGAGUAAGCAGAUCACGAUCACGUAGCAAAGGCCACAGUAAAAGGAGAUCGAGAAGCAGAGACAGUGAUCGUUACUAUGUAAGAGACAAUUAUCAAAGUAGGUACCACUGGGGUUAUGCUUUCUGUAGCCGAAAUGCGCUUGGAGAUGGCUAUGAAUCCUCCAGCAGGAGGACUCAGUCUAAUGCUCACUAUUCAAGGCAAUCUGCUAGUCCAGAAUACAGGAUACAAUCAUUUGUUGAAAGGACAGAUCUGCGUAGCCAGAGAGGACUCCAUGAGAGACACUAUUACUGUUACGAAAGAUGCAGGUCGAGGAGUCAGUCAAGCAACAGGCCAAGGACCCCUUCUGCAGGGACUGACAGAAUGAAAAGUGAAAAGCCUGGUGGAAAAAGGAAGUACAAAACUCGCCACUUGGAGAAUACAUUCAUGGAGAGCACAAGUCCAGAAAGAGAAAAUAACCCCAAGAAAACUUUCUCAAAACUCAGUGACUGCUACAGAAAUGAAGACAGCCUUUCAGACAAUCGAGCAAGCAGUGAGACAAAGCGUAAGAAGAAGAAAAAAAAGAUGAGGAGUCCAAGUGUGGAGAUAGUCUACGAAGGAAAAGCAACAGACACAACAAGGCAUCUUAAAAAGAAAAAGAAAAAGCAUAAGAAGAAACACCGGAAACAUCACGAGAGUAACUCGGCACGUUCUUCUCCAGUGGUGAUUACAAUUGAUAGUGACAGUAGCAAGGAGCCAGAAAGUACCGAAUGCGACAGCAGUAUCACCUGGACAGGCACAACUCAGAUAAACGAGAGGGAAUAUGAACCUCCGUCUUCUUUACUGGAAAAGGCAGGAUGUGGAGAUGUUUACAGAGCUGGUGAGAAAACUGAAGGAGCAGCCAAAAAGUACAGUGUUCCUACCAGAAGGGGAGACUUAGAUGGUGACGUUAGAAAUGUUAACAUUGAACUUCGAGAAACAGCAGCUGAUCAGAGUCUUACCAGCAGUAACACCUGUCCCACAGAAACCGUAACCAGCUACGUUCAAGAAACACCAGCAAUGCCUUCCAGUCAACUGCCUUCUCCCAGGAUUUCCUUCCUAGAGAGUCCAGAGAGACAACCGUUGAUACUAAGACUGCCAAAGGGACUUGUCAGCAGAUCCUCUUGGUUUGAUUUCCCAGAAGAAAAAAUGUAG
Tauraco erythrolophus (red-crested turaco) is the source of this 2988-nucleotide messenger RNA. Its product is annotated as TOP1 binding arginine/serine rich protein, E3 ubiquitin ligase. Gene Ontology annotation, molecular function: ubiquitin protein ligase activity. Gene Ontology annotation, biological process: protein polyubiquitination; protein monoubiquitination. Lineage: Eukaryota; Metazoa; Chordata; Aves; Musophagiformes; Musophagidae. The record is from RefSeq and is a predicted model, not a curated record.